Molecule: messenger RNA, 1161 nt
Organism: Nipponia nippon (crested ibis)
Lineage: Eukaryota; Metazoa; Chordata; Aves; Pelecaniformes; Threskiornithidae
Source: RefSeq, a predicted model, not a curated record
AUGGCCGAGCGCGUGCCCUUCACCGUGGGCCAGGCGCGGGACGCCCUCCUGCAGAUCGCCCAGUGGCGCUUCCUGGUGCGGGACGAGGGGGAGACGGACCCCGAGGGAGACGGCGCCUGGUGGGAGGACGAGGAGCCCAAGCCCUGCGCCACAGACUCCUGGGCGCAGGGCUCUGUUCCCGUCCUGUGCACCCAGGGGUCCGGGGCUGCGCCCGCUGCUGCUCCCGGGCCGGAGGGGGCAGCGCCGCCGACACCAAGCCGCCCCCAUCGGGCACCUCGACACCCCCGCUGCACGCCAGGACCCCCUUUGCCCCCUCCCGAGCAGGUCUCCGGCGCGUGGGCCCCGAGCCAGUGCGAAAGACAGGACCCCCCGUGUCCUGGCCAGGUCCCCACUGCCACCGUCCUGCCCUUGCCAGGACCGUCCCGCCUGGAGCUGCUGCCGGACAAGGCGGCCAUUGCUCCCCAUCCACCAGAUGGAAAAACUCCCCGUGCCCGGCCCCUGCUGCCUCGGCCAGCCCCGCUCUGCCCGGCCAGGCCACCGGCUCCCUGCCCGCCCCCGGGCCUGGCCGAGCUCCCAGGGCAGCUGGAGAAGGGACGGCGUCCGCUGCAGUCAUCCCACAGGGACGUGGAGGGGAUGCACCUGGUAACGAUCCGGCCAGGCAGGCCUUUGCACAGCACAGGGGCGAAGCGAGAGGGGUCCGGCACCGUUCCGGGGGUCCCCAGGCUGGGCCCCGGCAGCCGGCCCGAGCGCUGGAUCAGGCCCCAGGUGGAGGUGCUGGACCUGGGAGCGGAGGCCAAGCCGGCGGCACGUCCCCAGGGUGGCCGCUGGCACAGCCGGGGGCUGGAGCUGGGCAGCUCGCGGCUGCCCUGGGGGCCGGUCACCACGGCGGGGGGACAGCUCCAGCCGCCCCCCCGGGGGUCCCUGCAGCCCCCCGGCCCCGUGCCCUGGCAGCUCGGCUCCUUGCUGGACUCCGCUCGCCUGGCUCCCGGCACAACCGUCAGACGGGGCGGCAGUGUGAAGCACGGGCUCUGCAUCCCCACGCACGGCGAGGAGGAGGAGGAGGAGACGGGGGAGGCCAAGCGGGACCUGCGACCCAUCCACUCCACCGUGCCCUUCCCGGCCAUUGCGGCCUGUCAGGUGUCGGGCGAAGGCGAGUGGUGA